AUGGACGGUCGCGAUACUCCGAGUCGCGGGGCGCAUGCGAAGAACAGUGCAAACACCCCCGUCAAUCACGCGACACCGACUGCAACUGUCGAGAAUCAGAGAGCGCCAUUGUCACUACGUGUAGAUGGCUUGAGCGCCGCUGCUGUCGCUCACGGCGAUGGCAACUCGACCCCAGCCUAUAUCGAAUCAGAGCGUGGUAGUGAUACUUCGGAGGGUCGACGACCUGAUUAUUACUCCGCUAGUACCCUUACAGAUUCUCUGUCCAGUCUUCCAUCCUCCAAUGAUACAAGCCGGUUUCCAGACUUCGGCUCCCACACCUCGAAUGAACAUGGUUCAGUCCCACCAAAUGAGCAAAGGUCUUCACAAUCGGCAACGGCGAUCCAGCCGGUAAAUGGGGCUGCUGCAGAAAAAUGGCAGCCGUCAUUGCCGACAAUAAAGGCGGGCACUGGAUCACCCGUGUUUCCGCCGAAGCAUUCGCGCACAAAGUCGAACUAUGAUGAGCUGGCUCCAUCGCAGAAAAGAACAGCAACCGGGGAUAUCAAGCCUGUCUCCUUAGAUACACCCAUGACCCACAGCGAUGUGAAUGGAGCUGCGCGGCGACGUUCAAAAAGCACUGGCUCGUCGGUGUAUGGAAAUAGGAUUGCACAGCUAUCGGUCCAUAUUCGUACGCGUCUGUCAUACGCGGCUGCAAAGGUAGAGAAAGAAAAAGAGAAAGCCCGACUUUCGCUUGAGGCUGGGCCUCACCCUACCCUCCGCACAUAUCACAGCGCAUCACCGCUGAGCAAUGCACCAAGUGAUAUAGCGUCAGCGCCAGAGAUAAAUCGACCCUCUCUAGUACAUCAAAGCUCCGGCUCCUCCACUGGAAACUCCAUUCGUUUCCCGAGUCAUAACCGCUCACAAUCAGCAUUCUCAUCUCCUCACCUCCUAUCAAUUCCUAAAUUAGCGCCUCCUGUCGAUAUCAUCCCAUCUAAUAGCGACACACGACGCCGUCGACCAAAUCCUAAUGCAAUCUCAAAACCUAAUCACAGCCCCGUCAGUCGUCACCGACGGCACCACUCACACCAGGAGAACGGACUCAGUCGUCCAGUACUGGGCCCUGGAACACCAUCUCUCUCAUCAACCACACACCCACCAACUUCCACUCCCAACGGAUUCUAUCGACCUCGCACAAAUUCCGAAAAUACCUCAAUGGAACAAGACGCCAUCGAAACCCUCAUGUUCAUGUCCAGUCCUGAGAACUCGGGAUACCGCUUCAGUCCCCGGCCCUUGCAACCGGCAAGCACACAAAACAGUCUAAACGAAUCAAUCAACACAAACGGCACAAAUCACAACGGAAGUCAAGACUCGCAAAGCUCCAGCUCUCACAGCACUCGCGGAUACGAAACAAAACAGGCACUGGAAGCCCAUGCCGGUGACGACAUCGAUCGCCUCCUGGACCAAAUGGACAGCGACAGCGAGGACGAGGGUCGCUAUGCGUCUUACCGGCCAGCUAUUAGUGGCGCGCAUCCUUUCAGAGGACAUCAAGGACGUCAGAGGUAA
Penicillium nucicola is the source of this 1539-nucleotide messenger RNA. RefSeq lists its product as uncharacterized. The record is from RefSeq and is a predicted model, not a curated record. NCBI's taxonomy places the organism in Eukaryota, Fungi, Ascomycota, Eurotiomycetes, Eurotiales, Aspergillaceae. The coding region runs from base 1 to 1539 and encodes 512 amino acids. The transcript is spliced from 2 exons.